This is a messenger RNA of Plectropomus leopardus (leopard coralgrouper), 7216 nucleotides long. It is a transcript of the gene mcm3ap, whose product is annotated as minichromosome maintenance complex component 3 associated protein. The record is from RefSeq and is a predicted model, not a curated record. Gene Ontology annotation, cellular component: transcription export complex 2; cytoplasm; nucleus. Lineage: Eukaryota; Metazoa; Chordata; Actinopteri; Perciformes; Serranidae. Gene Ontology annotation, biological process: mRNA export from nucleus. Gene Ontology annotation, molecular function: RNA binding.
AAAAGUCAAGAUAGCAAACAAAACUGUGAACGGUGAGAUGUUUUAUUAUUUGUCACAGAGUUUUACUAUUAUGCGGUGAUACCUACGGACUUUCUCUGUGGUCAAAAAUAGCAGCUUUAAGAGCAAUGGAACAAACGUUGGCGAGCUAACGUCAACUGAAAGAAUGUUUAUGCUAUUCGCUAGCUAAUGCUAGCGGCCCAGCCAUGUAUUUUUAUUUGCUUUGUCGUCUUGGUGUUGAUUUUUACGUGAAAGGGUGUCACCUUUACACCUAAAUACGCGAGAGACUGGAUUAGUGUUACAUACGUCUGUCGCUUGAAUGCCUUGGAUGAGAGAUAAUUCUUUUAACAAAAUAGUAAGGAUAGUAAACAACCGCUAAUAUUGCGCCAUGAACCCAUCCAAUCCGUUUGGCAGUCCACAAGGUGGAGCUUUCCAAGCGCCAAGCAACACUUUGAAGACAGGUUUGUUCCAGUCAUUCGGUCAGCAAAGUUCCACUAAUCAACCCCAAACUAUGAGCUUUUUUCAACCAUCAGCGUUUGGACAGCCCUCAUCUCAUGGAAAUACCGUGUUUGGACAGGCCCCUGCCUUUGGACAGGCGUCCACACAGCCCCCCUCGCUGCCUACAAUCAGCCAAGCUCCAGCAUUUGGACAGCAGUCAUUAGGAAUGAGUAGCUCAGGCUUUGGUAAUAGCACAGCACCGGCUUUUGGACAGACAAGUGGACCAAACCAGGGUUCAGUCUUUGGUCAGACACCUUCAUUCGGACAGCCGUCUGCAUUUGGUCAGGCACCAGGAUUUAGCCAGCAGACCACAGGAUUUGGCCAACAGCCCUCUGGAUUUGGGAACUCCCAGAUGACAUCUGGAUCCACCACUGCCAUAGGACAACCUCAGCCGCUUGGUUUUGGACAGUCUGUGUUUGGACAGCCAUCAUCCACCAGUGCCACCACCAAUGUAUUUGGCACGGGUCAGAGUGUGACCCAGAGCAGAGACUUCGGAUCAUCCAAAUUCAGUUUCAAGCCGGCCAAUGAGGCACUGUUCAAACCAAUCUUCAGUGCAAGCCCUGAGCCAACUAACCCCCAAACCACAUCAAUGUCAGGUUCACCUUUUGGCAGCAGUGUAUCCCAGACAAGCUCCAGCGCCCUGAAUAGCAGCACCACCACCACUACUGGCUUCUCUCUGUUGACUGGGGCUAAGUCAGGUCAGCUUGGCUUCAGCUUCUCACAGCCGGCUGUAGCUCCAUCUGUCUCUGCUCAAAACAAUCCACUAACAACUGGCAGCAGCAGCAGCAGCACUCCCUCCAACACACUGCAGUUCACCUUUUCCCAGCCAGCAGCUCCUUCUAGCUCCAGCACUAAGGCAACUACCACCCAGCCCACCACCCCAUCAUCAUUCAGCUUUUCAGCCCAAGCCCUCCCGUCCCAGGCAGCACCCCUCUUUGGAGGAAGCAAUUUUGGUCAGCCCCCAGCUUUUGGUGACACCAAAGCAAAAGUUGAGACUAGUACAGAGGAUAAAGGGAGCACCCUUGAGGGCCUUGGAGACACAAAUAUAUUUGCACGACUUGGCAAAGGCACCAAGCGAAAGGAAGAUCCAGUGGCACCCAGCCCAGAGAAGCCUGCCACAGGAGAGGAGGAGGAGGGUGCUGCAACAGAAGCAGAUUCACCACGACAUCCUUCAAAGAGGCCUCUGAUGAGGUCCCGUGGCCCACCAGGAGCAUUAUUCGGUAGGGCUUUAAGUGCUCUUCGUAAGGAUGGCCCCAAGUCAGUGAAACGAGAGGCCACAAAGGAAACUCAGGAGCAAGCACCCAAGUGGGAAGAGACAGAGAGAGAAGACGUCCAAACUCAAGGCGACGACCUACCUGCCGCACCACCCAUAGCACCAGCACUGACCAGGGAUGUGCUGCAAAAAGAUGAAGACUCAGCCUCACCAAUAACCCCAGACCCCACCCUCAGCAUAACCCCUGUGAGACGUGGUGUACGCACAGAGAGCUCGGACAGCCUGGGCGGCAUGUCUCCCAGUGACUGCACCGUCAUCAUGUGCAGGAAUGUGCCUCCAACCGUCAACAAGAAGGAAGUGAUUGAGAGACACUUUGGUCGUUUCGGCAAAGUCCGCAAGGUCUUCUGCCGGCCGGCCAAGAACCAGGCUAUAGUACACUUUGAUGACCAUGCGUCAGCAGCAAAGGCAAAGAAGAAAGGCAAAGUCCUUCAAAGACACGAACUCCUCCUCCUGUGGCAGAAAAAGAAGCAGAGUCCAGGGGACAAAGAGAGCAGACCUGCAGCAGGAAAGGAGGAGGCAAAAGGAGAAAGUCAGGAGGACAUCAGGUCCAAAGCUGCUUCCCCCCCAUUUAGAAGAGCUGCAGCCAGCAGCAUGAUGACCUUCAGCCACAGCUCUCCAGUGAAGAAGUCGUCAUUAGCAAAGUCUCUGCAGUUUGACGCUGAACCCCCGAAAGAGAGCAGCACAGAGGCCCUGAGCUCAGAGCGCCCCGUCCCCUCCUCGCUCCUCCACCUCAUUGGCCAGGUGUCUGAAACUGCUGAGGAGAAGUACCGCCUCCUGGAGCAGAGGGACAAGAUCCUGCGUCAAGGUCGCCCCAAGAGGACCGACUUAGACCUGUCUAAGGUGUUUGUGGGGACGUGUCCUGACAUGUGUCCGGAGAAGGAGAGGUAUAUGAGGGAAACACGGAAACAGCUGAGCAUAUUCGAGGUCAUCCCGAAUACUGAGAUGGUGGAUCACUCAGCAGCCAUCAAGGAGUACAGCCGCUCAUCAGCCGACCAGGAGGAGCCCCUGCCCCACGAGCUGCGGCCCCUGCCUGUGCUGAGCAUGACCUUGGACUAUCUGGUGACUCAGAUCAUGGACCAGGGCCGCGACAACUACCGGGACUGGUAUGACUUUGUUUGGAACAGGACCCGCGGCAUCCGCAAGGACAUCAUCCAGCAGCAUCUGUGCUGCCCAAACACGGUCUCGCUAAUUGAGAAGUGCACACGCUUCCACGUGCACUGCGCUCACCACCUCUGCGAGGAGCAUAUGUCAGCUUUCGACGCCAAGAUCAACAAUGAGAACAUGACAAAGUGCCUCCAGAGUCUCAAAGAAAUGUACCAGGACCUGGCCACACGCAACAUCUACUGCCUGCUGGAGGCCGAGUUUCGCCAGUACAACGUGCUGCUGAAACUCAACGAUGGUGACAUCCUACGGGAAGUGCAGCAAUUCCGUGAUGAGGUGCGCAAUUCCGCUGAGGUGAAGUUUGCUGUUCAUGCAUUUGCUGCGGUCAACAGCAACAACUUUGUGCGCUUCUUCAAGCUGGUGAAAGGAGCCUCGUACCUCGCCAGCUGCCUCCUGCACAGAUACUUCAAUCAGGUCAGAGCUAAGGCCCUGAAGACUUUGAACAUGGCUCACACCGUGGGUCCAAGAUCCACUGCGUUUCCAGUUGAGGACAUCGUUCGCAUGUUAAUGUUCCGCGACGCUGACGAGGCAGCUGACUUUAUCCAGCAGUACGGCCUCAACAUCAGCGAUGGCAUGGUUGAGCUGAGUCGGAUAGCCUAUCAGGAGCCAGAGCUGCCUCUGUCCCAGAAGAAGUCGGAUGUCAUCCUCUCAAAGAAAACAGUGCUGAUUGGAGAGGUGGUGAACGGAGGUCCUCUCCCAAAACCCGUCCAGCACACUCAUGUCUGCAGCUUUGACUCCCAGAACAAGUACAGAGGAGAAUGCCUUCUAACCGAGCCCACUGCGAGCCAGUUCAAAGCUGUUGCUGCCAAGGUGGAGGUUAAGGCCCCGCCCAGUGUUGAGCUGCUGACACAGGUGGUUCCAGACGCGCCCGCAGUGUUCGGCUUGCCUCCAGCUGUUGCAGACGAGACAGGAGAACUCGGUGAAUCGUACCACAGCCCGGCCCCGCCUGCAGACGCCCAGCAGCUGUUCCAGCCAAUACCUCAACCGCAGCCCAUCAAACCCCCGUCUCCUCCACCUCAGCCAGCGUACAGCAACGAGGACAUCAUGGCUGAAGUGGACUGUGUGAUUGAAGAGGUGCUUGAAGCAGCAGUGAGGGAGGUCGCCGAUGCUGGCGUCAGCUAUGCCUCAGCAGCUCUUGCGGAGAGCGAUGUGCAGGUGGAGUCACUGGUGAGCGAGGUGUUGGGACAGAUGCUGCAGGACAUGUCUUCCACCGAGAUCAAGCUGGAACAGGAGCGUGUCGCUGAGGAGAAACGCAAGCUUGAAGAAGCCAGGAGGAAGCAGGAACAUGAGGCCUUCCUGGUGCACUUCAGCUUCUCUCUCUGCACAGAGCUCGUCUAUGAAGUUUUAGAUGAGACCAUCAAGGAGACCGCCACCUCUGAGAUCCAACAGGCAGUGAAUGAGAAAGCAGACCGUGUGGCUAAAUGCACGGAGCAGGUGUGCACCAGUCUAAUCGAGGAGACGCUGAAUGCAGACAUUGCUGUGUUGGUUGAAGACAUCCUGGAAGCUGAGCUGCAGCGUAUUCAAAAGUAUAUUAAAAGGUGGCGUGAUGUGGUAGCGGUGCGUCGGCAGCUGAAGAGACAGAUGAGAGGUUUCCCUGCAGCUCCUUGCUGUGUGGAUCCUCGAUUCAAACUGAAGGCUCUGGCUCCCAGUGCCCCUGCACAGCCCUCUAUGGCAGAUCUGGCCCGCGGUCUGGUCAACCUGGGAAACGCCGGCACUCUGGCCCUCUCCAGCACCAGGCUGUUGAAAAUGAGACAGGAAGCGAUCCAUCAGAUGAGAGUUCACUUCUAUUAUCAGCAGCUGCUCGAUGAGGCGGUGUGGGCUCCACUCGACCUGCCAGCACUGGUGACAGAAAGUAUCCCCGACCCACCUGAGCAAAUCUUCUGGAAAGCUGUUCUCCUCUUACCCAGCGACCACGAGAGUGUAGCCAGCCUGGCAGACAGGGUCCUGUCAGACUGGCUGGAGGUGAAGCUCGGUGGGAACAUGGGCUCAGAGGGGAGGGAGGAGCAGGAAGACGGUACACUAGAGACCCUCUGCGUCACCAACACACUCCAGAACAACGGACAACGCACUCACAAAGUCCACAUCAGCAUCAAGGCGUCCAGGGGCCCUCUGACCGAAGACGGCCUGUCCAAAACGGAGGAGUGCUGUGAGCUCCAGGGGACCGGAGCUCUGAUCAUGUUGCUCCCAGCCAUGCCCAUCGUCGAGCCCGUGCAAGACGAGCAGGAUGUACCUCUGUUGUCAGCGCUGCUUCAGCUCAAACAGCUGCAGCAAGCCAGCACCUGGCACUGCCCGCUGCCUCUGGUCAUUCUGGUGCCAGGGCCCGAGGGUGGCACUCAUGAUACACAGAAACUUGAAGAAGCCCUGAUGCUGCACACACUGGUCCAGGAAGGUCUGCUAUCAGAGUUCACCUUCUUCUUCAUACCAGAGACUACGAGUGACCUACAGGGGUCCAAACAGCUAAGCCAGGCAACACGCUGGCUGCUCGCCCGAGCACCACCACCCUUCCCGCUCUCCUGCUGGACCCUGGUGCAGCUUGUAGAGGCCAGUUUGAGUCGUGAGUUCAGUCCCAGAGUUCACGCCCACCGCCAGGAUCGGGCUGCAGCUUGUCUUCCUCCCCAGGACCCUGCGACCGUCAUCCAGCUGUACAACGCCGUGCUGGCUCACAUCGCUGACAAAGUGUCAUCCCAGGAUCUCAGCAGACUCUCGUGGCCGCCAGGCGAGUUCUGCCUGCCGGAUUCCCAGGACUCAGUCCCUCAUCUGGGCUGGAACUCUGCCCAGCACCUGGCCUGGCUACGCAGUGCCAUCCUCAGCCUGCAGCUGCCACAGUGGGAGCAGCUACCUGCUACAGACUCGUGGACUGAGCUGUGCUCCUCGAUCUUUCACUACGCCGCUCAGAUCCCAGUCACACACCGAAGUCAGCCUCUCCUCAUGUCACGACUGGAAAACCUUCUGGAAAGGGUCAGGCGAAAACGUCAGCAUACCCGAACCCCCAUGUACAGAGUAAGCAUGAGCAGUGAGAGUGUAUGUCCAGCCUUCAGUCAGAUGCCUUGGGACGACGUGCUGGUGAUUUGCAUCGACCACAAACUGAAAGACUGGCAGAUCCCUGGACCACCUGUUUGUGAAGAUGCUGUAACGGAUGAUGGGGAGAUCCUGGUGUACAUCCCGAUAGAUUCUCUUAAAGGUUUCCAGCCUCCUGAGGAGUGGACUCAGGCAGUCAGACAAACCCACAGAGAGAAGCAGCAAGAGAUGGAAGGGGCGGGUGCAGCUGCCAGUGCAACGCCCAGCAGUCUGUCCCUCAGACAGAGGUUGUUCCACAGUCUGGUGGAGCCUCUCAAGGCCCCCACAGCCCCUCUGGACAUCACACACACUCCGACAGCACAAGAGCUACUGGCCCACAAAGUCUUCCAGACCCUAGAGGAGGAGAAAGCAGAAAGCAAAAGGAGCAUGGAGCAGCUACAGCGCUGGCUUGAUGGCGACCCCCUGGACCACUUGUCCACACCGCUUUUACUUCCUUCCUCCACUCUCUUGUCCAUGCCCACAACCAUAAUUCAUGCACCCACAGCAAAGACUGCCACACAGGAGCCGGAGCCCGAUGAUCUGUCGGACAAAGCAGAGGAGUCUAAAAUCGUGCCUGUUUCUAUGUCAUGGCGACUGAAGGAGCUCGAGCGACAGAUUUUGGCGAGCAAAGAGGAAGAGCUUGCUUGCAGACUGAAGCUAAGUGGUCUGCUGAGCAUCGUUGAUGACUGAUGAACUGUUGAAAGAAACUCUACAGCUAUGCAAAUGUUUGAAAAAUGAGAACAAAAAUCAACAUUUGCCUGUAGCAAGAGACUACUUUUAUUUUUGCUAAGCUCAUGGCACUGUGGAGUUUACGUUGUUGUGACUUUGUCAUCCUUUAGUCUGUUGAGAUCAGAUUAACUGAUUGCAACCAUGUUUGUCUUUAUUUUAAGGUCUAGUCUUGUACACGAAGAAAGAAAUACAAGAUUUUUACUCAGUUUAAUUUUGUACUGUAAAUUUUGCAUUUAUAACUUGAUGUGUGUGUCUAUACAGUGUCUAUUUUUGGAUGUGUAUGUUUUUGCACAAACCUGAUGCAUUCUCUUGAAGUGUGUUAAAACCUCUGGAAAAGCUGCUUUCCUUGUCUGUCUUAACACAUCUUGAAUGAUAUGGAUUGUAUUUGUAAAACCAGCCUAAAACUAUAGAAUGGCUUUUGUGAUGUUUGAACCAGUUUUUGUAUAUUUCAGUUAUGUCUAACGGCUUUAAUAUUGAAUAAAAGUGUUAUUUUUCAAAUAA